Messenger RNA from Hemibagrus wyckioides, 4874 nucleotides. RefSeq lists its product as uncharacterized. The record is from RefSeq and is a predicted model, not a curated record. Gene Ontology annotation, cellular component: membrane. Gene Ontology annotation, biological process: adenylate cyclase-activating G protein-coupled receptor signaling pathway; cell surface receptor signaling pathway. The coding region runs from base 75 to 3863 and encodes 1262 amino acids. Gene Ontology annotation, molecular function: G protein-coupled receptor activity. The transcript has 28 exons. Lineage: Eukaryota; Metazoa; Chordata; Actinopteri; Siluriformes; Bagridae.
GCAACACACUUUCUGUAAACAAGACCAUUUACAUGGACUACAAGAGAUGUUUUAGCCAUUAAAACAAAUUGAACAUGAUGUAUCUACUGAAAGGAGUCACUGUUCUCUUACUGACAGCAUUCGCUUCAUUCAGCAAUGGUAGUAUGGAACUGCCUGAAGAAUGCCAGGUUAAUCUGACAGUAAAGUGUGCACAGGACUUCCUGACAGAAAUCGAUUACAGUACAGCUCAAAACUUAUCUCAGGAGGAUGUGGAAAGUUAUUUAAACACAAUAAUGAAUCUUUCAACUCGUGUGAUAAAUGAUGCUGCUGAUAGAACUAACUUAACCUCCUAUGGACAAGAUUUAUUGAAUAUAACUGAGAAACUGCUGUCUAAAAUGGUGAAGAAAACAGACACCUACAGCAAUAUCAGCUUCUCUGUCCAAAAUCUGGAGGUUCAAGUUUUCAUGGUUGGACCUCAUGCCAACUUGAGUGAAAAUCUCACACUCACCACCAGCAAUGCUGCUAUGGAUAUCGACCUCAUUGGAAUUUCCAAAAAUAAUAAUGGGUCAGCUGCUGUGGCCUUCAUAAGUUACAACAAUAUGGAAGACAUAUUUAAUCCCAAUUUCACCAUCACACGGACUGAAUCAAAAAAAACCCUGAUGUCUGCCCUGAUCUCUCCCUUACUUCUCAAUAUCAUGGAUAGAACACUUACCAUACCAGCCAAUUUCACCCUCAAACACAUCAAAGAGUUGGGCCCAGAAGCCAUUAUGUCCUGUAUGGAAUGGAGAGACCCCAGACGGAGUGAAUGUCUCAUCACAAACAGCAACAGGACUCACACUGUGUGCUCUUGUGAUGACAUUACUAACUUAGCUCUAAUCAGUGAGACUGACAUGUGUAGGCUUAAUUUAAGUGAAUUAUGUCCAUUGUACUUUGUGAUUCAUCUUCAGAAAAACCUACCUUACGAAUUACCACAGGAGACUGUGGAGAAGUAUUUGACUGCAACAACAAACCUUGAGAAACAUAUUAAUAUACAAUUUAGGUUAAAUUACAACGCAUAUCUGUUAACAUAUGCAAACAGAAUAGUUGUAACUACACUGUGGAGGAAAAUAGAUAACAACAUUUCCCUCAGCCUCUCUCUCCAAACACUAGAUGUUCAAGUCUUCUUGAUUGGACCUAAAUUCCCCUUGAGUGAAACACCUCGACUCAACACAAGCCAUGCCUCUCUGGAUAUAGAUCUCAUUGGGAUUUCAAAAACCAACAAGGGAUCAGCUGCUGUGAUGUUUAUGAGCUACACCACCAUGGCACACAAACUGGAACCUUUGCCCGAAAAAGAUCGCCUAAAUAAAACCAUCAUGUCUACUUUGGUGACAGUAAAUCUUUUCAAAUCCUCAAGACCUUUCGCCAGACCAGUUAACUUCACCCUCAAACACAUCAAUGGUAAUGAUACAGACCAUGAGGGCAUCCUCUCCUGUGUAAACACUCAAUUGAGAGGGGUUCUAGGCCUCUGCAACGUCACACAGACCAACAGCACUCACACUGUGUGUUCUUGUAAGAAGCAAGGAGACCUUAUACUUUACAUGCUGACCAUCCCAAACAGAGAUAAUUUGACAGCAAAACGUGCAUUUAAAGUCCUGUAUGAAAUUAACAGAAACACAGAUCUCAGCUUACCUCGGGAGCUUGUGGAACGUUAUUUGAAGAUAAUAAGAAAUCUUACAACUCUUGUUAAAGACGUUGUUUAUGAACGAAAUGAUCUAAUAUCCUUUGGGAAUUAUGUAUUAAAUUGUACUCAGAAACUGGCAUCUAUCCUGGUUAAAAAAAUAGAUGCCCACAGCAUCUCUCUCCAAACUUUAGAAAUUCAAACACUUGCAGUUGGCCCUAAUGUCACCUUGAGCAAUGACCACACAUUCAUCACAAGCCACACCUCUCUGGAUAUUGAUCUCAUUGAGAUUUCAAAGGAUGUUAAAGAAUCAGCCACUGUGACCGUAAUAUUCUACACCAGUAUGUCAGACAUCUUAAAACCUAUCUUCUUCAACACUACUAUCCAAACAAAUAAAACUAUGAUGUCAGCUGUGGUAUCAGUCUCACUACCUCAAAUCACCAGUAGAUCUCUCACUAGACCAAUCAACAUCACCCUGAAACACAUCAAUGCAUUAGAACCUGAAUUCAGACUCUCGUGUGUGUACUGGAAGGACAGUGAAUGGGUUGAAGGUGGCUGUGACAUCAUACAGACUAACAGCAGUCACACUGUGUGCUCAUGUUAUCUCCUGGCUACGUUUGCUCUUAUUAUGGAGACUGACCCAUGUAAGGUAAAUUUGACAAAACCAUGCAUAACAAAUUUCCUGGAUCAAAUUCCAGUCAACACAGCUCAAGAAUUAAUACCGGAGGUUGUGAAACAUUAUGUGAACAUCAUAAUGAAACUUAUUAUUAGUGUGAAAAGCAACACUACUGAUCAAAGUGAUCUGAAGUAUUAUGGAAAAGCUGCAUUGGAUCUAAAUGAGAAACUGUUGUCUAAAGUGGUGACAAAAACAGAAACCGGCAACAUUACCAUCACUCUUCAAAAUUUAGAGGUUCAAGUUUUAAUGGUGGCUGAAACAAAUGCUCCCUUCAUUUCCCAACUCAGCACAAGUAAUGCUUCCUUGGAAAUCGAUCUCACUGGGAGAUCAGCUGCUGUGGGCUUCAUGAGCUACACCAAUAUGGAAGAUAUCCUGAAACCUAGAUUCUUCAAGACAUCUGCUAACACAAUGAAAACCAUGAUGUCCACUGUGGUGUCAGCAACAUUUCUCAAAACAACAAACACAUACCUCUCCAAAUCAGUCAAAUUUACCUUCAAACACAUUGGUGCGUUAGAUUCUGAGGGUAACCUCUUCUGUGUGCACUGGAAGGGAGCCGAAUGGGUUGAAGAUGGCUGUGCUGUUGCAGAGACUAACAGCACUCACACUGUGUGCUCUUGUAAUCAGAUGUCAGUGUUUGCUCUCAUCAUGGAGAUCGUUCCAUGUAAGACUCUAUUUGGAAUCACAGUGUCACUGCACUGUAACAGUGUCCUGAAUAUGUCAGUGGUUAAGGGAAUAGGAGUUUUCUUCCUGACCUUAUGUCUACUGACAUUUGCUUUUUUCUGCCAAAACACAAAAGACACCAAUGCGGCUCUAAUUAACCUGUGUUUAAACCUCUUGCUGUUUCAUCUUACCGACAUUCUAAAAUCUCUUUAUCAGACCCAUCUACAACCCCCGCAAGCCUGUGCAGUUAUGUCAGGCAUACGAUGGUUCUUCUUUAUCUCUUGUUUUGUGUGGAUGCUCAUUGAGACAGUGCUGCUCUUCCUACUUGUGAAGAACCUGUCAAAGAUCCGAUCAAACCAGAGGGAGUACCUUAGCAUGAAAUGGUUAAAUAUGAUUGGAUACCUCAUUUCCUUGGCUGUGGUGACUCUGUGUACACUACUUAUUCCACAAAAUUCUGUUGAAGAACAAUGCUGGGAAAAUCGAGAUACAGAGAAGACCUUUGAUACACCUAUCAUUGUUAUUGUUGCAACAAACAUGAUUCUUUACAUCAUCAUCAUCAUCAUCAUGAUCUUCACCCUGAAACGGCUGAAAAAUGAAAACUUGCAUCGGAGUAACACUGAUGAUAAAGACCUCAUAACGCGUGUUAUGAUUAAAAGCCUGGCACAGUUUGUUAUCCUCGGCUGUUACUGGAUAUUCCUGUAUAUCCCUGAUGACACUGGGGUUUUAUACAAUACCUUCCUGUUUCUCAACUCCCAGCAAGGCACCUUCAUCUUCCUCAUUCACUGUCUGCUUAACCAAGAGGUCAGACAUCGGUACAGGAAGUUUGUGUGUGCUUUUUUCUGCUUCAAAAAGCUUGACACAAUUACACAAAUCAUGGACACACAGCAGUGAAGUACCAGACUUUCUUUCACAAUACCAGAAUUACAGAAGUGAAUACAAAUCAUACAAGACACACACCAUCAUUUAAAUGUACACCCUUCUCAAUUCUAUGUUAUUAUAUAUCAGAGCCUUCUGAGAUGCUGGGCCAGAAUCUGAAGACAGCUGUGCAUAAAUGACUGCCAUCAAGCAUCAUAUAACAGAAGCAAUGUUGUAAAAAAGAGUGGGUCAAGGUUUUUCCGAAAUGGUAUGAGAGACUGAUUAAGCUCCUACACAAAACAUUUAGUUCAUUUUAUUGUUGCUAAUGGUGAUUUAACAUGUUACUGAAUAAUAGUCUACUCCCCAAACUGGUAUACUUUUUUGGGAAAAAUGACUGAACUGUUGUGAUUUUUUUUUAUUACAUGAUGUUACUUGUUUGUUUAUCUUAGUUGGUGAGAACUGUACACUUGUAAAUUAAGCUCACAUAAAUAUUAACACAGACUUAAAAGGGUUUUUUCCCUACACAUUCUUUACCCCAUUGUAGAAUCAGCCUAUAAAAUGUGCAGUGUUGUUGUUGUUGAUCCAGUGACAAACUGGUCCACUGUAAAAGUGCAUGCGGACCCAGAUCACCAGAGGGAGCCAUCGCCAGAGUAUUGACAUUCUCAAACUUACUUCCGGUCUCACUCAGGUAUUUAAGCAGCUCACUGCCUAGUGUUCACUGCGAAGUAUCAUUCUUUAUAGAUUGCCUACCAAGCCUUGCAUAUUGUAUUUUGUCUGCUAUGUGUAUGAUCCUUGCCUGUUCCUAGUUUCUACGAGUUUCAGUUUCAGUUUCCACAGUGUUUGAUUUCCCAGUUUUUGCUCCCUUUUGCCAGACCAUAUUGUUACUGAUGCUUGCCUGCCGAUUCUGUUAAAAUAAAGAUGUGCAUAUGGAUUCUGCUACGCCUGCCUCCAGUGCAUUCUUACAUCCACACAACAACUUGGCACAGGUUUUACGCCAGAUGCCCUUCCUGACGCAACCCUCCCAUCUUUAAAAUGAAAUGUGCAGUG